AUGUUGGUCCCUACUAAAUCCCUGGCAUUGCCACUCCUCGCUCUAUGUUCGAUUGCAUCAUCAACUCCAUUGGAACCACGUCAUGCCGCACCCGGCCUUAUCGAUGGCAUACUCAAUGGUGUUCUCACAGGCAUUGAACAACUCAUUGCGGACGUUCUGUCUGGCAAAAAGUCACCUAUCGACAACACCAAGACGAACAAGCCGUUGACCUGCUCAUUGUUGAGUAUCGAUAAAUGUUGCGUUUGGUACGAUGUCUCUGCGGAGCUCACCAAGCUGUUUGUCGACCCCAAGGACAAACAAUGCAACGACAACGCUCGUGCCGCAGUCCGCAUGGGCUUCCACGAUGCCGGGUCUUGGGAUAAGAAUGCUCUCAACGGCGGUGCCGAUGGAUCGCUACUCAUGGAAUUCGGCGAGCAUGAACGCCCAGAGAACAAUGGCCUUCAGGGUAUUCGCACAAAACUUCGAGAUGUACAAUUCAAGUACAAGGUCGGAUACGCUGAUCUCGUCCAAUAUGCGCACAAUCACGCAACAAUAUCGUGCCCGAAGGGGCCCCGCGUACUUACAUUCGUUGGCCGCAAGGAUGCGACCAAGGCCGCGCCCAAAGGACUCCUACCUGACGUUCAUCAAGACGCCGACAAAUUGAUCGCCAUCUUCAAGGACAAGGGUUUCUCGCCCCACGAUCUCGCAGCACUCGUAGGCGCCCAUGCAACAGCCAAGCAACGAUUCGUGGACGUCCGCCCAGAGGUCGUCGACAAGCCCCUCGAUACAACCCCCGGUGUCUGGGACGUCGAGUUCUACAACGACACUCUCAACAACCCCUCUGGUGGCAGUGCUGACCAGAAGGUCUUCGUACUACCAAGUGACAAGGUGCUAUCGACACAUCCCAAGAUCGCCGAUGAGUGGAAGUCGUUUGUUGGUAACCAGGUCCACUGGAACCUGGACUAUGCGAAGGCUUACAUCAGGAUGAGUCUGCUGGGUGUAGAGAAGAAAGAUUUGAUGAAGUUGGACACAAUGGCAAACCAAUUCUUGAGGGCGGCGGCUCGCGCCGGCGUUCGAGCGCCCAUGGCUGCUUCCCGCGGAUUCCAGACAAGCGCCGUACUGAGGCAGGAUACUGUUGUUGCGCCAGUGAAGAAGCCCGUUGGUGCUUUCAGGGGAGGGUUAUUUGGCUUCCUUCUCGGUGCUACCGCAUCCGGCGCUGGCAUGUACUACUAUGUCAUUGACGAAUACCGCGUAUCGAACCAGCUCUUGACCGAGGACAUCUACGCUCUCCAAUCCGCGGUCCAACGGAUAGAAGGUUACGUUCGCACCCUCGAGGACAAAGUCGAUGCGAAGAAGCGAUAA
This is a messenger RNA of Alternaria ventricosa, 1341 nucleotides long. RefSeq lists its product as uncharacterized. The coding region runs from base 1 to 1341 and encodes 446 amino acids. NCBI's taxonomy places the organism in Eukaryota, Fungi, Ascomycota, Dothideomycetes, Pleosporales, Pleosporaceae. Gene Ontology annotation, biological process: response to reactive oxygen species; hydrogen peroxide catabolic process; cellular response to oxidative stress. Gene Ontology annotation, molecular function: heme binding; peroxidase activity. The transcript has 5 exons. The record is from RefSeq and is a predicted model, not a curated record.